AUGGCAGACACAGAGGAGCCUCGAUUCAACACUCUCGCCGAGAGGAUUGCUGCCCUCAACAAGCAGAAGAACUUCAAUGGCAAUGGCUCUGCAGAGCCACCACGCAAGCGGCCCCCACCACCAGCACCUCCAGUUCGACCAACAAAUCCGAAAAGAAGCGAAACUGCUCCAGUGCCUGCAAAUACGGCCAGCGAAUCCCCUCAACCGUCAGUCCCUACAAGGCCAGUAAGAGGAAAUGGACCUCCUCCACUACCUCGACGAGAUACCCAGACGUCAAUCGCCAGCAAUGAAUCCUCAGCGACCAAAGUCGCAUCCCUUCCCCCUCCAUUGCCAGGAAGAGCAGCAACCUCUCAGACUCCUCCUGCCUUGCCUCGACGGACUUCAACGCAGUCAAAUACAUAUCUUUCCACGCGCCGGAACUCGGGCUCUUCCGAGAUUUCGCAACAUUCAACUCUAUCAACGUCGUCAUUAGGGCGAACGACAUCAUCAAACACAAGCUACACAUCCAAUGGAAGCGCAACACGAAAGAUGAUGGCGCCUGCUACUUGCGAUCCGGCAAAUUUGCCUCCUCUCCCUCCGUCGAAACGUGAGCUAGAAGCCAAGGCUAAGGAGGCCGCGGCUCAAGAAUUCGCAAUCAAGGACGCAGCCGCAAAAGACUACAGAGUCAAGCAAGCCGCCAAAGCCCAGGAAGCCCGAGCUGAGAGUUACACGCCAUCUCCAGUACAGCCUGCUCGACCAAGUUUACCACCACGGCUUCCAUCAAGACCCGCCAAGCCUCCUACUCCAGCGUCAGCUCAAUCAAUUCCUGCCUCAGACGCCGAGGCUGAAGAAGUUAAGCCAGCUCCCCGCAAACUUCCAUUCGGCACCAUCAAGGGAUUCUCUACGGGGCAAGCAGCGAAAGCGCCGACGCUGCCAAACCAGCGACCACAAAUUCCUUCCAGACCAUCUGCCGAUUCCGAGGUCAACGGGAACGAUACGCCGCCUCCGGUGCCGCUGUCUUCGAGGCCCUCAGCGGCGCAGAUCCAAGCUGCGUCAGCCCGGGCUACAACUGCCACAACAAACGGUGAGAACAAGGCCAACAGCACCAUUGGAUGCUGGGUGUGCCGAGAUUGGAGUGGUCCAGACACCGUGGCAGCACAGUUUCCACGGCAAUCCCUACCUCGUAAUGAUCCCGUCGGCCAUCUUGCUCGAGGUUUGUGCGAUCCAUUUCCAUCGUAUGACGACAAGGCAAGAGCCAUUUUUACAUGGUGUCAUCACAACAUAUCCUACGAUACUGUAUCCUUCUUUGGCAACAAUGUGAGGCACAUGUCUGUCGAAGACACUAUCUUCAGCGGCUUAGCAGUGUGUCAAGGCUACGCAGAGGCAUUCAAAGCCGUUGCCAACAGAGCAGGGCUGGAGUGCGUGGUUGUUGGUGGACAUGGGAAGGGCUUUGGCUAUGCGCCUUUGAAGAAGGGCGAGCGCCCACCGCCAGCAAAGCCCGACGGACACGCUUGGAAUGCUGUCCGAGUAGAUGGUGGUUUCUGGAAGCUUAUCGAUGCCUGUUGGGGAGCCGGGCACAUAUGCGAAGCUGCAAGCUUGUACAAGAAGGAGUUCUCUCCUCGCGAGUUUACUUUGACUAAUGAAAAAUUUGGUCUCCGACACUUUCCCCAGGACUCCCGCCUUCAAUACAGGGGUGACGGGCGCACAAUAUCCUGGGAAGAGUACUACACUGGAGGGAUGGAUGGCGAGCCACACCAAUGGUAUGGCACCGGGAAUAACGAGGGCAUUGCGGAGGAUUCGGUGGAGCCCAAGGCUCGUGACAUUUCUGUGUACAGCGGCCAAAUCGUUCGUUUCCAAUUCUCCCACGUUUGCGAGCACUGGACCUCAGAGAAGGCUGGGCUGGGUAAGCCUGCCCUGUUCCUGCUCAGUAUCCAUGGAGUUGAUGGACGGAAAGAUGAGACCAUCCCGAUUGAGACCAACGGCUACUGGAACUGGGUGGAUGUCAAUGCCCGAGACCUGGGAGCGCCGGGUCAAACUGUGGAAAUUCUCAAACUCGAGACGAUGGACAACAGGGAUGCUCGGGGCGUCACGGCACAAGAGUUUCAAUCGAAGAAGGGCAGAGUAGGGAUGUCGUGGUCCUACAUUGCCAAGUGGAAUUUGGUAUAA
Pochonia chlamydosporia 170 is the source of this 2145-nucleotide messenger RNA. RefSeq names its product transglutaminase-like superfamily protein. The coding region runs from base 1 to 2145 and encodes 714 amino acids. The record is from RefSeq and is a predicted model, not a curated record. The transcript has a single exon. Lineage: Eukaryota; Fungi; Ascomycota; Sordariomycetes; Hypocreales; Clavicipitaceae.